Messenger RNA from Clarias gariepinus (North African catfish), 6914 nucleotides. RefSeq names its product leucyl/cystinyl aminopeptidase (gene lnpep). The transcript is spliced from 18 exons. Gene Ontology annotation, molecular function: metalloaminopeptidase activity; peptide binding; zinc ion binding. The record is from RefSeq and is a predicted model, not a curated record. Lineage: Eukaryota; Metazoa; Chordata; Actinopteri; Siluriformes; Clariidae. Gene Ontology annotation, cellular component: cytoplasm. Gene Ontology annotation, biological process: peptide catabolic process; proteolysis. Bases 412 to 3459 code for a protein of 1015 amino acids.
GCAGUUCCUUGUGCAUGCCGCCUGGAGCAGUGCUGAAUGGAAACCGGUGCACUUAGCACUCAGGGAAGAACAUUUUGUGCUUCUAAACCAGCGACCGUAAUGCUUCAACCUGUGUGUCGUUCAUAUAGCGAUUAUAAUCAUAGAGAGGUUAUCUCUUUAUUUUACUAAUGCGCCGAAGUGAGAAAGCUGGAGAGCUGCUCAGGAUGCUGGAAGUGAACUAGCUUGCUAGACAAGCUAAGCCAGUUUUUGGCAGCAGCUUAGUUUGUUUGUGUUUACCCGUGUGUUUGAAUCAAAAUUUUUAAUUUUUAUAUUUUUGUUUUUUAUUUAAUUUUAAUAAGCAUUGACUUUGCUGUGUACAGCAUUGACGGUUUUUAUUCCGCGCUCGACCCGGAAUUGAGCUGACAUCUAAAUAUGGAUCCGUUUGAAAGUGACCGAGCUCCACUUCCCCGGAACAUGAUAGAAAACAGCAUGUUUGAGGAGGAACCUGAUGUGGUAGAUCUGGCAAAGGACUCUCCCGCCUACCCAAUCGACUCUGAUGAGGUCGCAUAUGAGCCGCGCAGUUCCAGGCUGCUGGUUCGCGGCCUUGGUGAGAAUGAGCUGGAAGAAGAUGAGGAGGACUAUGAGUCUUCGGCUAGACUUCUUGGCAUGUCCUUUAUGAACCGCAGUUCCAAUCAGCGCAGCGCCGCCUCCUCCUACAGCCGCCAGCAAUCAUCUGGUUCCUGCUCGAUGCCUUCUGGAAAGACCAUGGUUGUGGGAGUCUUGCUCCUAGUCAUCAUUGCCUCAAUGGCUAUGGUUAUCUACUUUCUGCCCAAGUGCACUUUUUCCAAAGAAGGCUGUCAAAAGAGCAGCCCCCCCUUAGAAAUCAUCUAUCCAAUUGCUAAAAGCGGAGAAGUAUUCCCAUGGGCAGACCUGAGACUUCCGGCCAGUGUGCGUCCUGUUGAUUAUGAGGUCUCAAUUUAUCCCAAUCUAAGCAUCAUGACUUUCCAAGGAAAAGUAGCCAUUACUUUGGUGGUCCUGCAAGAGACCCAGAAGGUUGUUUUGCACAGCUCUGAUAUGCAAAUGCAGGACGUCACUUUCCAAGGCAAAGCGGUGAAGAUCUUAGAGUACAAGCCCUGGCAGCAGAUUGCUUUCAAGCCGGCAGAAGACCUUAAAAAGGGACAAACAUAUAUGCUAAAUAUCAGUUAUUCAGCAAACCUAUCCAACAGCUAUGAUGGCUUCUACAACAGCUCUUACACUGACACAAGUGGAAAAAGAAGAGUUUUGGCUGCUACUCAGUUUGAACCCCUGGCUGCCCGCAAGGCUUUUCCUUGUUUUGAUGAGCCUGCUUUUAAGGCCAGAUUUCUAAUUAAGAUAAAGCGAGAAGCGGAGUACAUCAGCCUUUCUAACAUGCCUUUGGCCAAAACUACUAAAUUGCCUGAUGGGCUUUUUGAGGAUGAAUUUGAGAAGAGUGUCAGUAUGAGCACCUACCUUGUUGCAUUUAUUGUGGCUAACUUCACCAAAGUCAGUACAAAUGUCUCUAACACCCUGGUAUCUGUAUACGCAGUUCCAGAUAAAAAUGACCAAGUUUAUUAUGCGCUGGAAACAGCUUCCAAGCUGCUGCAGUUUUACAAUAGCUUCUUUGAGAUCAAGUAUCCAUUGCCCAAAUUAGACUUGGUGGGAAUUCCGGACUUCGUUGCUGGUGCAAUGGAGAACUGGGGUCUCAUUACAUUCCGUGAAACAGCACUGCUCGUGGGUAAUCAUUCAUCCCCCAUGGAUAAACAACUAGUGUCAUCCGUCAUUGCCCAUGAGCUUGCACAUCAGUGGUUCGGGAACCUGGUCACUAUGCGCUGGUGGAAUGAUCUCUGGCUGAAUGAAGGAUUUGCCACAUACAUGCAGUACUUGUCCAUUGAGAAGGUUCUACCUAAUCUUGACAUUGAAAAUGAGUUUUUGAGUGUACGUUUUGAAGCCCAGGCCAAAGAUGCGAUGAACUCGUCCCACCCUGUAUCCGCUAAAGUAAAGGCUCCAGAGGAAGUGGAAGAGAUGUUUGACUCCGUGUCCUAUGAAAAGGGUGCCUCUCUUUUACUCAUGCUGAAUGCAACACUUGGUGAAGAGGUGUUCAGAAAAGGAAUUAUUGAAUACCUGAAAAAGUACAAUGGCAGCAACACUGAGAUGGAGAAUCUAUGGAUGUCCCUUUCACAGGUCACGAAGCCGUCCCUUGAUGUGGGACAGAUGAUGAACACCUGGACUGUACAGAAAGGUUUUCCUCUGGUUACCGUGAACAGAAAAGGAAACCAAGUCAAAGUAACACAAGACCAUUUUCUCCCAAAUGCUAGCAGCAUCAAGGAACAAAGUAACCUGUGGCACAUCCCACUGACAUACAUCAAUGACACUUGUAGCAACUCCAUCUCCUGCAAGCAAGUGUUUUACUUUAAGGACAAAACAGCCACCUUUAACAUUACAGGCAGUGUGAAGUGGCUGAAGUUUAACUACCGGGGUGAUGGAUUCUAUAUAGUGAACUAUGAAGAUGAAGGCUGGAGUCUACUGAGCCAGGCCUUAAAUGAAAGCGUGAAUAUUCUUUCACCAGAGGACCGAGCAUCUCUCAUCAAUAAUGUCUUUGCUCUGUCAAGGUUGGGGAAGGUGUCCUUCAGGCAAGUGUUAAAUCUCUUGGAGUAUUUAAAGGAUGAAACAGAAACCGCGCCGCUGACUGAAGCCCUGGCGCAGCUCCGCUUCAUUUACAGGCUGAUCGAGAAAAGAUCCGAUUUAAAUCUAGUGUCCAGGCUAACGACCUACAUUUUUGAUCAUUUUGGCAACCUGAUGGACAGCCAGUCAUGGGGAGAAGAGACAUCAGUGUCUAAACUGAGUCUGAGAUCAGAUUUGCUGGAAACAGCCUGCUCCCUGAACAGACCAAACUGCACUGAGAUGGCCAAAAACCUUUUUGAGGAGUGGAAAUCCUCUAAUAAGACGAUUCCCGGAGACCUCCUGAGAGCCGUUCUGUCAGUGGGAGCCCAGACCGAGGAAGGUUGGAAUGCAUUACAUGACUCUUACAUAAGUUCCAUCUAUGACUCGGAAAAACGCAAAAUACUGGAGGCUUUGGCCAGUACCCAGGAUAUGCGAAAAAUUGCAUGGAUCUUAAAAGCAGCUCUUGCUGGAAGUCCAAUUCAGACGCCAGAGCUUCCUCUCGUGAUUAACAGAGUAAGCAGACAUUUUACAGGUUACCUGUACGCUUGGGAUUUUGUAAAGGAGAACUGGGACGAACUCACACAAAAAUUUCCCCUCGGCAGUUUCCCUUUGCAAAACAUAAUCAUGUCAGUGACUGGCCAGUUCUCGACACAGACACACCUUGAGGAGGUUCAGAGGUUUUUUAGCUCUUUAAAGGAGAGGGGAUCUCAGAUGAGGAGCGUUCAAGAGGCCAUCGAGAAUAUUCAGCUGAACAUAUUCUGGGUGAAGAAGAACCUGGACACACUCAAGGAGUGGCUGUAGGCUCGGAGGGCCAGCCUCCUUACACGCACACACACAAUCAAACACACCCAAACACACACAUAGCCCUCAGGUGAUGAGGCCGAGCACUUGUGAGCGAUGUUACAGCGAUCUUGGCCAGAGUCAAAUGUGUGCAGCAAUGCCGAAAUAUGUCAGGGAUGACGAUUUUUUUUCUUUCUUCCUACUUAUUUUACUUCUAUGUUUGUUUGUUUUUCUUAGAUUUUCCACCAGAAAUCAGAGGUGCUAAAAUCUACAGUUUAGCUGUUUGAUUAAUUUUUUAUGUAAAUUUUUGCUUUCCUGCCGUCAAGUCCAUCUGGCAGAAGAGGGCAAAAAAGCCAGGACAUGAACAUGACAUGGACUCAUCUGAAUAUAGUGAUGCAUCUUUUCCACCAUCAUAUGUCAUACAUCUUGUUGGCACCUCUGAAAAAAACUAGUUAAAGAAAUAAUGUGAUUGCAAUUAAGUGUGUAAUGUUUCGCAGGUGACUCACUGCCUGCCCCGCCCCCCCGCCUUCAUGCCUUUCCUGCUGCUUCGGGUCAUGUGGGAAACUAUGCUGACCUUUAUAAUUUUUGUUUUGGCCUGUACCUGCACACAUGCGGCUGUGGCCUAUGACUGUUUGCACUAUUGGGAAUUCCAGCUUGCUCAGGGUUACCCUAAUCCGUGAAUGAUGGCGCAUGACGGCUACAGACCAAUCCUGUCAGUAGUGUCUUUACAAAUACGUUGCCGAAAAAAAGUAGUCUUGUAAGAAGUUUAUGACUUGUCAAUUUGAGAUCGUAAAAUGGAAAGCUUGUCAAUAGAAUUAAAAGACCUUUGGUACUUAAAUUGUUUGUCUGGAUGUGUGCAGACAAUCAGUUUUGUAAGGCAUUUGCAAAACCAUUAUUUUUUUUUUUUUUAAAUGAAUGGAAUUUUGCAAUGUUUGUAGCGAGUACUGUGUAAAUCCUCUCUUGCCUUAGCAGUUUUCCUCAUAAGCCUUAUUCUUUAACUUUGUUGCAGUUUGGAAUGAUAGAUUUUAUGAUGUUUUAUGGGUUUUAAGCAAACUUGCACAUAGUGAAGUCAGACAUGACAGAUUAUAUGUUAAAGCUUAGAUUUUAAGUAUGGAUUCUUUUUUGUAUAUUUAAGUUUUGCUAUGCACAUUGGCAAUGAAGCUUAUAACAAAAGAUUAAUAUAAUAUUUUUACACAUCAGGAAAAAAGACGUGUCAUUUAGAUUGACUGAACGUGCAGGUUAGCACUCGCUUCGCUGCUGUUGUUCUGUGACAGCAGCACUGUUGGAUGUAGUUUGAAUUUGCAUAUAGUCUGUUUUGGUUUCUUGUCAAUUCGACCAUGGCAGUUUCCUCUUCUUUACCAAUGACUCACGCAAUCUGUUGAAGGAGUCGUAAGCUACCUUGACUGGAUAAAAGACCCUCUGGCACACAAGGACUUAAUGAUAAGACACAAGAUUAGAAUCAGAGCUACUGUAUCAGUUAAGUGGAAUGUGUGAAGGUUUUGAAAAGAACCUCUUGGUGGAGGUUUUGAAAAGAACUAAGACACCAAAUUCAUAGUGCUGGGUUGCUUCAACCAUCGCAGUUCAGUAAUUUUAUUCACUGACAAAAACAUAUAAACCUUAAGGUUUUUAACAUUUUCUGCCAUUGAGGAUUAGUCUAAAAUCCCAUCCUCUUUUUUUUUCCAGACAUAAUAUUGUUGAAUAUUUUCAACCAGGGCACCUAUAGUCAAGUAAUUAAUUAAAAAAUACUUAAUUAACACCUUGAAUCUUUUCUUCUCUUUUAGUUUGUGUGCAUGUUUCAUGAUCAUCAGUAACAAUAAGGAUGCAGCGAAAGCUUGGCCACACAAAACAUUUGCAUAUUUUGGCCAAAAGUCUUGUGAUUUUUGUAAAUGUGUUACUCUGUUACUCAGAAGCAGUACCCUUAUUGGUUUGUUACACAAACAUGGCAAAUAGUUAACUCCUAUCACACGGGAUGAAAAUGUGUGAAUAGUUCAGUGUGUGCCACUGAAACAAUAUUUUACUGCCUUAAAUGCCUUCAAAGUCUCAAAACUCAACUUGGCAUUGAUUGCGCUGGGGUUUUUAUUGGAGACAUGCAGAGCUUCUGUCACAUUCGAUGUUCGAUUAGUUUGCGUUUGCAUGAGAUUUGGAGACCAAGGAAGAUCUGAGGCUUUUAACACGUCCACUUUUUGUUAGUGUAACCACAUAAAAAUGCGUUUCUGUUGCGCCGUGCAAAAGCUUCUGCGCUUGGUACAGAAUCGUUUGUUUUAGGGUGAUCAAUCCUCGGCCCCGGCCAGUAAAACUGAAGACCAGUCAAUUCUGGGCACUGGCUGAUCGAUUUUCGAUUCAGUGUGGCUAUACACGAAUCAGCACACAAAGUAAAAUUUGUUUUUCUUUUUCCACUCUAUCUUUGAUUUUAUAUAAUGAUGUGUGUGUUUUGGAUAUCUUUUUUAACCAAGUUUACCAACACAGAGUUGUUAUAAUAAUAAUAAUAAUAAUAAUAAUAAUACAUUUCGAUAGGAACUUUAGUUGAUCGCUAUAUAAUUUUUAAUUGGUAUUAAAAAAAAAAAAAUUAAUUAAUUAAAUCAUUAUAUUUAAGUAUUACACAUUCACGCACAAUUUUGUUGCAAUUUUGAGCCCAUCCUUUUUUCUUUUUUUUUGCUUCUGUUACAUUUGAGAAACUUCUCACUGAAUGUAUUAGCAUGUGGCUUUAACACUGAAUCUGGUGCUUUUUUAGAUGCUGUUUUCUGGUGCAAAGUACUGAUGGUUACAUACAACAGAGAUUGUAGUCAGUAUACAUUUUAUGUAUUUACAUUAAACAUUACAAAAUUAAUUUUACACUCGGUACUCAUUCAGAAAAUGCAAGAAUGAAGACCAAAACAUUUUGGACAGUGACAUUGACUUCACAUGUGUAUCAGACUGUACUAUCGCUGCAUCCUUAUCUUUAUUGAAAGGAAUAAUUCAAUUUGAGUAAAGGUUAGGGGCACAACUCAUUUGUUUGAUUAUUAAAGUCACAUUUAAGCCUCUACACAAGGGACUAAGGUUUGUAUUUGUACAUUUCCGGCUAGAUUUUACUCAAAUGAUACUAAACUGCCUUUCAGUGAAAUUCUCGCUUAGAUGUUUGUUUUCAGUUAAUACUCCAGAACUUGUUUCAUUUCAAAAUCUUUUAGUACUGUCAGAUAUUCAUGUACAGCAAAGGAAUGAAUAAACAAAUGGGUGUAUACUAAUUUACUGAUAAUUCUCUGAUUUUCUUUGUACUCACUGUUACAGAUUAAAAGAUAGCUUUGGUAUUUUUAGCCGCAACUAUGAUCACAAGGUAGGAUUUCACCCAUGGUUAAAAUACUUUGGCAAUGAUCUGUUAAUUUUUUUUUUUUUAUUCAUAUGUGUAAUUGUUUUGCUUGUUUGUUUUAGAAGUGUCAUUUAAUCAGUUUUGUCACUUGCAAUGUCAAAGUAAACAUAAAAGUUGGUUUAUCUCUUUUAUU